This is a messenger RNA of Phytophthora sojae, 1017 nucleotides long. RefSeq lists its product as hypothetical. The transcript is spliced from 3 exons. Lineage: Eukaryota; Oomycota; Peronosporomycetes; Peronosporales; Peronosporaceae. The coding region runs from base 1 to 1017 and encodes 338 amino acids. The record is from RefSeq and is a predicted model, not a curated record.
AUGUCGCACCUCAUCAAGCCAAUCACCUCAGAUCAUGAUCUCAUCGAACUCGCUGAGGAAAUGAACGUUCAACUCGAUAAUAUAUUCGAAUCAAAUGAGAUAAAGUCCCAUCUCCCCAAGAAAGGGUCAUUUCGGAUUCUACUUCGCCCUCCUAAUCUUGAGGUAGGACACUGGACGGCGGUUCAUAAUGUAUGGUAUCGAUCGAUACAAUACCAAGGGACCUACGGUGAUUACUGUGGUCCAUUUUGUGUCCUAUGGCUAUAUUCGAAGCAAUAUCUAAUCAUGUAUCGCGAAUUAACAAUCUCCAGUGAUAUUCCAGCACGGAAGCUUACCAAAGCUUUCAAGACUGGUAAGCUAAGCCUUACAUCAAGCGAACUAAAGGGUAGUGGCUCAGUCAUUCAUCUCCACCCUGCUUCGUUUGAAAAGGCGAUCAAGGCUCGUAAGGCUGGACGCGGUGUCAGACUUGACAUUACCAAGCACGAAGUAAAGAAGGGCUACAAGAAGGCUCAAGGAGGCUCUAUCUGGUCCAAGGUGUGGGGAGGGAUCAAGUCUGCAUACAAAUUCGCUAAGGAUUCGGGUCUAUUAACGAAGGCUGUUGAUGCGGCGGUUCCUGCUUUAGCUACUUAUGCUGGACAGCCAACGGCUGCUGUUCCAGCCAGAGCUGCAAUCAAGUCUCUAACCGGUAUCGGUAUUUACGAUUCCGAUAGCGACAAGGAAGGAGGACGCAUAUCGAUGGCUGAUGUAAAGAAGGCUGCUAAGAAUGCGCUUGGGUAUGCUAAGCGUAAGGGUGUUCUAACCGAUGCGGUCGAUGCUGGAGAGAAGUUCCUACUAUCAAAGGCUACCAAGCCAGAACAUGAGGAUCUAAUCAGAUCUGUGCGAAAGGAGGUUCGUCGUCGUUAUGGUGUAGGAGUAGCAAAGAAACGCCCAGCAAAGGGCUCGCCGGAGAUGAAGGAACGAAUGGCAAAGCUGCGUGCUAUGCGUAAGAAGGGUAAGUCUGGCGGUUCAUUUACGUUGUAA